AUGAACACCCGCGCGUUCAUGUGCCUCGCAGCCGUCGUGCUGCUCGCUUUCGCGCACAGCGCGCUGGCCCGCGAGCACAGCGGCACCCUGCUGGCGCCGACCGGCACCGACGGCCGGCCGCUGGCCGACCCCCUUGCGUCCACGCGCAGCAUGCCUGACUGGAACACCGUCCGCGACGACCUUGCCGUCACCACCGACGGCCGCCUGAGCGAGCUCAAGGACCUGGCUGCCAACGUGAAGCACACCGACGUGAACCUCGCCCUUGAGGAGCUGCGCGGCCAGAGCUCCAGGUCGUUCCUGCGCAGCCAGCCCGCUCGUGUUUGA
Messenger RNA from Monoraphidium neglectum, 324 nucleotides. RefSeq lists its product as hypothetical. The transcript has 2 exons. Lineage: Eukaryota; Viridiplantae; Chlorophyta; Chlorophyceae; Sphaeropleales; Selenastraceae. The record is from RefSeq and is a predicted model, not a curated record. Bases 1 to 324 code for a protein of 107 amino acids.